Centruroides sculpturatus (bark scorpion) is the source of this 893-nucleotide messenger RNA. RefSeq lists its product as uncharacterized. The transcript is spliced from 3 exons. The coding region runs from base 375 to 809 and encodes 144 amino acids. Gene Ontology annotation, cellular component: terminal bouton. The record is from RefSeq and is a predicted model, not a curated record. Gene Ontology annotation, biological process: positive regulation of MAPK cascade. Gene Ontology annotation, molecular function: transmembrane receptor protein tyrosine kinase activator activity; protein binding. Lineage: Eukaryota; Metazoa; Arthropoda; Arachnida; Scorpiones; Buthidae.
UAUAUAUUAAUAAAUAAUAUAAUUACAUAUAUUUAUAUUAAUUAGGAGUUACUAAAUAAACAAAAUUCUACCUGUACAUUUCUUGUUAUGCUUUUAUAGUCCAAAGUUAAAUAUAGACACAUCUUAAUUUGAUUUUAUGAUAAAUCCUGAUGUUAAUAUGACAAUAUAAGGUAAACAAUAACGGUUAAUUUGAAGUUAUUAUAGUAUUUAUUGUUCUUUUUUUCUUGUCAGAACCUCUAACUGAAUUUAACAACCGUGUAUGCGUGGGUGGACCUAGCUCUAUCAGCUGAUUCAUUCAGUAUCGACCGAACCAAUAGAAGGUAUAGUAGCUAAGGUGUACAGUUAUGUUAAGUUGACCUUAGAGUCUGAUCAUCAUGUAUUUACACGUAUCAUCAUAUCUACUACUUACUAUGACCUUCUGUUGUGGAAGAUCGGUGCGCUUAUUUUUGGAUAAAAACUCUGACGAAGAUAUGAUACCGGCUAUCCUAUCUGAGUUUAAUAAACAUAUAAGGAUGGUUACAUUCAGCAGACAACCGAGAAGAAUUAAUUCUAAUCAUGAAAGUAACUCCUCAAAUUACGACGUACCGGUAAUAGAGUGCCCACCCGCUCCAGACGGAAUGCAGAAAAUUCCAUGUCCGAAACCGAAUAAAAAUGGACGUUAUAUCUGCGUGGAUAAUCGUGUAAUAUGCGAUGGAUUUGUUGAUUGCCCCAAUGCUGAUGAUGAAGAUAGAAUGUCCUGCAUGUUUUAUAAAACGAUCACAUUUCAUUUGGAUGUAUUGGCACAUGCCAUGUUAAGAUGGGAAUGGUAGUUCGAAAAAUUUUACUUUUCUGCUUCUGUGUUACUAAAAAGUUACAUCAACUCAUUUAUUAUAUCAAAAAUCAGCAUUAUUAAC